GGCGGCCGGCACGUCAGUCUGUGAAACACGAGCGAGUUGCGUCACCGCUUCGCGCGUGUGCGUUGGGACGGGCGGACUUGCCGCAUCACGCCGGUUUGGCAAGUCGGUAUGGUGUUCGUGUGGUGACGUAUGGUGCCGCUAGACAAGCGAGCUUCAGAAUGCGUUUACUGCGGUGUUGGUUCGUUUGAUAGUUUAUUGUUGGUAGUCGAUUGUUGCGGUAGGUGGAAAUGAACGUAAAGCGUUUCAUAGAGGAGCUACGAACCUAUUUUAUCCAAGGUCAUAACGGGGACUAUGUUUUCUUGACUACUGAUUACCAGUAACGGAAUACUUGGGCGCAAAGGCUGAAACCUCGUCUAGUAAUAUUUUCGCCAUACGACCUGUUGUACCUGACUAGGAGAAAUUCGAGAUGGACCAGUACCUGGACUACAUCGGCGGGCCGGCGGGUGCGCUGGCGCUGACGGGAGUGGCCGCCGCCUCAGCCUUCUACCUGGCGAGUCGCCCCAGCCCCGAGAAACCCCUGGUGCAGCUGGACAAGCAGAGCCGCGUGCUGCCGGGACCGGAGAUGAUCCGAGUCUCCAAGUUCUACAAGGACUCCAAAGACGGGAAGUACGUGGCGUUCAUGGACAAGGACGUGCGCACGCUGUACGAGUCCUUCAGGAAAGGAGCCAAAGAAUCCAACAACGGGCCGUGCCUGGGCUGGCGCGAGUCCCCCGCCAGGCCCUACCAGUGGCUGCACUACAACGAGACCCUGCUGCGCGCCAAGAACUUCGGCUCGGGCCUGGUGGACCUGGGGCUGGCGCCGUCGCCCCAGACCUUCGUCGGCAUCUACAGCCAGAACUGCCCCGAGUGGAUCCUGGCCGAGCAGGCCGCCUACUGCUACUCCAUGGUCAUCGUGCCGCUGUACGACACCCUGGGGCCCGACGCCUGCGCCUUCAUCAUCAAGCAGACCGAGAUCAGCGUGGUGGUGUGCGAGGACGACGCCAAGUGCAACAUGCUGCUGGACAAGUCGCCCCGCUGCCUGAAGAAGCUGAUCGCCAUCAAGGAGACGCGGCCGGCGACCAAUCAGAGGGCGAGGAACAGGGGGGUCGAGAUCAUUCGCUUCGAGGAGGUGGAGAAGAUGGGAGCAGCCACGGAUCACCCUGAAGUGCCUCCGAAGCUGAGCGACCUGUGCACCAUCUGCUACACGUCCGGCACGACGGGCAACCCCAAGGGCGUGAUGCUGAGCCACGAGAACGUGAUGGCCGGCGUGUGCGCCGUCAUGCUGCAGCUGGGGGAGCACCGGCCGCGCAGCAGUGACGUCAUGGUGUCGUUCCUGCCGCUCGCCCACAUGCUGGAGCGCUGCUGCGAGAACGGCGUGUACAUGGUGGGGGGCGCGGUGGGCUUCUACUCCGGGGACAUCCGCCGCCUGUCGGACGACAUGAAGGCCCUGAGGCCGACGGUGAUGCCGGCAGUGCCGCGACUGCUCAACAGGAUCCACGACAAGGUGAUGGCGGAGAUCAACGGCUCCUUCAUCAAGAAGAUGCUGUUCAACAUGGCGAUGAGCGCCAAGGAAGGAGAAAUGAAGCGGGGCAUAAUCCGGAACAACAGCUUCUGGGACCGGCUGGUGUUCCGCAAGGUGCAGGAGGGCCUGGGGGGCCACCUGAGGCUCAUGGUCGUGGCCAGCGCGCCUCUGGCCGGCAACGUCCUCACCUUCAUCCGCUGUGCCGUCGGCUGCCUGGUGGUGGAGGGCUACGGCCAGACGGAGUGCACGGCGCCCAUCACGCUCACGGUCCAGGGGGACCACGUGCCGGACCACGUGGGGCCCCCCGUGUCCUGCUGCUCCGUCAAGCUGGUCGACGUGCCGGAGAUGGAGUACUACGCGUCGCAGGGCCAGGGCGAGGUGUGCGUCAAGGGCACCAACGUCUUCCUCGGCUACUUCAAGGACGAGGAGAAGACCAAGGAGACGGUGGACAGCGACGGCUGGCUGCACACCGGGGACAUCGGCAUGUGGACGCCGAAUGGCACCCUGAAAAUUAUCGACAGGAAGAAGCACAUCUUCAAGCUCUCGCAGGGAGAGUACAUCGUCCCAGAGAAGAUAGAAAACGUGUACAUACGCAGCCAGUACGUGCAACAAGUCUUUGUCUGUGGCGAGUCUCUGAAGUCGUGCAUCGUGGCGAUCGUGGUGCCGGACGUGGACGUGAUAAAGUGCUGGGCGACGGAGAACAAGAUCCCCGGCACGCUGUCCGUGCUGUGCGCGCACCCGGAGGUGAAGCAGCUCAUCAUGGACGACAUGGUGUCCUGGGGCAAGGAGUGCGGCCUGCGGUCCUUCGAGCAGGUGAAGGAUAUCUACCUGCAUCCCGAUCCGUUCUCUGUCCAGAACGGACUCCUGACGCCUACGUUGAAGAGCAAACGGCCACAGCUGAAGCAAUACUUCAAGCCUCAAAUAGAAGACAUGUACAGCAAGCUGACGUAGGAGUAGACACUUCCGCCUGGCGUACGGCAGGAACAACAAAAAAUAUAUAUAUAAGAUUUAUGCUUCACGUGCACUUAACGGUUAAGUUUGUGUUCGGCGAGAUGGGUUGGUCGGGUGUGGAAAACUCUCUGGUGUAGAGCUCCAUGGUCCAGUUGGAUGGUGGGAUCAUCUUUUGCAAGUUACGUUCAAGAACUCUCACUGAAGGUCGUUGCUCUAGAAACAGCAAGGACUAUGUGAUGUUUGUGAUCGUACGGUAUGUACUUGCAUACCAUGUUCUGUUGACAGCAGGAAUUUGUAAAAUAUGGUGUCGCUGACUGUUUGUUUUGUUUGGAAGUUGUUUUUGUUUAAACUUAGAUGUAGUGAUUAAGUGGUCUGUAGAUUGUAGUGAUGUGUGCUGCUAUUUUGUAGUUAAAAUUGAAACCACCAAACCUACUUUAUUUUCGUUUAAAAUGUGAACUAUUAUUUUGCAUUAGAUAUCUAAUGCAGCAGGGAAGGCUAAGAAAAAUAAAAGAUUUACUGUUAUGUACUUUGAGAAAGUACAUAGUACCUGCCAGUGUGUACAUGCCUAAAGCACGUAAUAUAUUGAAACCCUCAGAGCUAAAAACCACAUGUGAUGAAACAUAAAAUAAAAAUAGCAAUAAAUCGCAUAAUCUGUUUUAUAUCUUGGUUGUGAUCUAACACUUUAAUAGAAUAUAGGCACUUGAGUAUGCAUAUUUCAUAUACAUAAUUCUGUAUUUAACAAGUUUUGUAAUUAAAAUAAAACCUAUUGAUAAUUUUAUUCACAACUAUACAAGUUAAAUAGCUCAUCAAAUAUCUAUGUUGAUAAAUUGCAGCACAUACGAUUAUAGUUCGUUCAUUUUGUGGUAACAGUUCUUCGGAUUAUUUCAUGUUGAUUUCUGAGAUUACUUACCAUUAAUUCUGUGCCCUAUUGCUAAUGUAAUUUUACAUUAAACUUGCUAUGUGUCUUAAAAAUUCAAUUUAAAAAAACUGAGUUCCAUAAUUUAUCACUUACAAAUUAUUUUUUAAAACUGUUUGGUUCUGAAAUGUUUACAGUAAUUUAGUAACAAACAAUUAAAAAGACCGUAAAUUUUUCUUCCAUUAUGGAAUAAUACUAAUGUUUGUUAGAAGAGUUAAGAGCAUAAUAUUUCAUCUUCUAGUGACUUUCUAAACCUCUGAACAUAUACUGGUCAUAAAAAUCUGUAAUGUAACUAAAACACUAUUGUUCAAAACAUAUUUAAAUAGUACCUUUAUAAUUACUGACAGUGUAGUGGUUGAUUUAAUAGUUCCAUUUAGUAUUUCUUAAAAAAAAAAAAAAAAAAAGUGUUUAAGUCAUGGUAACGACAAUCAGUUGAAAUUGUGCCGUUACCUAGCUUUGUUUGAAAUUGAUACAACCGUAAACAAAACAUAAUGGUUUUAUUUACAGUACAGUACCAUGUAAAGUUUCAAUAUCUAUGUCUUACCGUAUACAAACUUAGCUGCAUCAAAAGUGCUGAAAGAUUUUCACCCUGUUGGAUCUAAAUAUAAUUGAUUAUUUGUAAUAUGAAACAUUAGAAUAAAGUUUGAAAACUGAAACAUCUGUUCAGGACAAGUACAAGUGGUCCAUAAUUUAUUAUUUUUUGAAAAUAAACACAUGAAAGAAAAAAUAUAUAUAUUUUGCACACUUUGGUGGCUUUAUGUUAAAACAUUACUCAAUGCACCGUGGAUAUACCCUAUUACUUCAUAAAUGUAUAUAUUUUAUUUUAUUGUACAAAUAUGUAUGAGCUUGGAAGACAUUUUCGAAAGUGUGCAACUGGUGUUCCUAAGGUCUAAUGAUGUAUAUAUGUGAAAUUAAUUUAAAAAGUAACUUGUUUAAAAAAAAGUUUAAGUACUUAGUUUCCAAGCAGGGUUUUGUUGUUGAAAUGUUUUUCAGGAAAAGGCCUUGUUUAUGAGCCAUUUCAUUUUUUUUUUUUGAAGAAAAAACAGACAGCUCUACUUGUGAUUGUGAUUUCAGAGAAACUGUGAUUUUUCACCUGUUACAGUGUCGGUGGCUGUUGACGUGAGUGCAGUCUGUGAUAAAACAUGUGUGUAAGUUGUUUGCACAAUUUGAAAAGAAAAUUGUAAAUACAGAAUAUGACAUGGUUAGUGUGUGAAAUAAAUUUUCAAAACCUCAAA
Messenger RNA from Bacillus rossius redtenbacheri, 4603 nucleotides. Its product is annotated as long-chain-fatty-acid--CoA ligase 6. The record is from RefSeq and is a predicted model, not a curated record. Gene Ontology annotation, molecular function: long-chain fatty acid-CoA ligase activity. Gene Ontology annotation, cellular component: endoplasmic reticulum; membrane. Lineage: Eukaryota; Metazoa; Arthropoda; Insecta; Phasmatodea; Bacillidae. The transcript has 14 exons. Gene Ontology annotation, biological process: long-chain fatty acid metabolic process. Bases 407 to 2452 code for a protein of 681 amino acids.